CGUACGGCGACAAUAAGAUCGACCAUGGCUCGCGUCGCUGCCAUUGCGCGUUGGCUCGCGUCGCUCUGCUGCUGCCUAGCCGGCGUGGCAAGCACCACGUGCCCUGCGCCCAACGACACGUCAACGUGGAUGGCGUAUCCGUCAACCGACCAGCGGUUCACGCCCCGCGACGGCCAUGCCAGCGCCGUCUUUCGCGGCAAGCUCUGGGUCAUUGGCGGGCAGUCGGGGCCGUACACGACGCGGCAUUUGAUUCGCACGACGCGGCGGUCGGACAUUUGGACGUCGGUGGACGGCGACGUGUGGUCGCAGGUCAUUGACGAGUCGCCCUUUCCUCGUCGGUUUGGGCACUCGCUCACGGUCUUUCUGGAGCCGUCGCUGAGUGGCCAGCCGAUUCUGGUGCUGCUCGGCGGCUACGUGCCAACGCCGGCCAACGACAUUUGGUACUCGCUCGAUGGCGUCGCGUGGACCCAAGUCAGCUAUAACGUGCCGUGGGCACCUCGCGGAUGGCACUGCGCGAUGGCGCUCAAUGGCAUCUUCUACGUCAUGGGCGGCAGUCCACUCAACAACGACGUGUGGUACACCAACUCGGUCGUGGGCGGCAACUGGAAGAAGCUGUCGAGUGUGCCAUGGAGUCCCCGCGCCGGCCACGCCUGCGUGACGCACUCAAUUCGCAACGCCACGCUCGGCGAUGCGUCCGCCCAAUACGUCGGUGUUCUUCUCGGUGGCUGGGGCGCCGACACGGAGAUGCUCAACGAUGUCUACCGCCUUGACACUUCGCAGACGUGGGUGACAGCCACGGCAGCCGCGGAAUGGCCGGUCCGCGCCUUCACGUCGCUCAUCUCGCUCCACGCCAGCACACCGUCCGACUACCUCUUUGGCCCGCGUCUCUGGCUCCUGGGGGGCGGCCGCAUUGGCCACGGCAUCUGGCCCAUGCACACGUACGCAGACGUAUGGCAGAGCCGUGACGGGGUUUCCUGGCUUCCGAUCAGCUCGGAUGCGCUCGGCGAGUCGACGGCCGGCUGGUGCCAGGUGCUCAUCGACGGCGCGUACACCUGCCUCGGCAAGUGGGGCCACACGGCGCUGGUGACGAACCGCAGCAUUCCCAACGUCAACGUCUGCGGCUUCAACUGCCGGUCCGAGUCGAACGUCACGAACCUCAACGGCAGCGUGAUCCCGCAGUGCGAUCCUAAAGCGACGCCGUCUGGCGCGACGAUCUCGACGACCAUUGUCAACGGCAUCUACCACAUGAGCUCGUCGUUCGCCGACGGCUGCGGCGUCUGCGCAACCGCGCGCUACUACCCGGUGACGACGCUCCCGGCCAUCGUCGUCCUCGGCGGGUCCACGGGCGGUGACAAGGUGGCCGACGUCUUUCGUUCGACCGACUUUUUUUUGUGUGAAAAGAACGGCCUCGUGUGCAGUAGCCAAGGCUCGUGCGUCACGGGCGGCGUCUGCAUGUGCGACCCGCUCUGGGGUGGCGAGUACUGCGACCAGCUCCUUCCGCCCAGUGCAGGGCAGUACCGUUCGCCGUCGGCUCUACUUGUUGCCGCUGUGUCCGUCCUCUCCAUGGUCACGUCAUAAGCGCCCAACAUGUACGAGUGCAUGGUUGAC
This is a messenger RNA of Saprolegnia diclina VS20, 1608 nucleotides long. RefSeq lists its product as hypothetical. Bases 25 to 1578 code for a protein of 517 amino acids. Gene Ontology annotation, molecular function: protein binding. The transcript has 8 exons. NCBI's taxonomy places the organism in Eukaryota, Oomycota, Saprolegniomycetes, Saprolegniales, Saprolegniaceae. The record is from RefSeq and is a predicted model, not a curated record.